AUGUCGAAUCCCCUUCCAGCGACGUCACAUCCGCCAAGCGCACACGGGAGUGCGGCCGUUCACCUGCGACCAGUGCGCAAAAGGACGACACGAUCCUCACCUCGCGGCAAAAAGUCGGUCACCACCACACCCGAAACGCUAGCCCUUUCCCUGGGAAGGAUCGACUCUCCGAUUAAAAAAUCGUACCCAUCAUCAAGCGACAAUGAGAAACCAGAACUAGGCGACAAGGAUUAUGUCCCAAAAACCGAAAAUGAAGUUCCCGUCAAACCCUCCUCCGUCGAGGGAGUCAAACUUAUUCCUUGUCUCGAGCCGUCCUGCACCCCCACAUUUCGCACCCCUCUGUACACUGAGUUGGUCCGAGAACAGUGUAAAAUUUGCAAAAACAAGUUCCACGGGAAACUUGCGCUUGGCGCUCACAUGGUGAUUCGCCACGAAGACGGGGAGAAGAAAUUGUCCUGCGUCAAAUGCGGGAAGAAAUUCUGCCUCGAGGAAAACUUGGCGAGACAUUUGAAACUGCAUGAAGUCGAGGGGGUCAAACCGCUCGUUUGUAACGUGUGCGAUGACCGAUUUGAGAACGAGGAGAAACUACAGCGUCACGUGGAAAUACACGGCCCCAAGUUUCAAUGCCAAUAUUGCGAAAGGAAAUUCCACCAUAAGCUAGCGUUGCAAAGCCAUGAGCGUUCCCACACUGGUGAAAAACCGGAGAAAUGUUCCCUCUGUGAAGCCGCUUUUGCCAAGAAGAUGACCCUCCAGCGUCACAUGAUCCGAGAUCAUUCCUCCACCAUCUCAACGGCGCAGAAUACUUGUCUCAUUUGUGGAAAAAGGUUCCAUCUUCGGUGCGACCUUAAUCUUCACCUGGACCAGCACGAGGGCAGAUAUCAAGUCAAAUGCGACACGUGUGGCUUAAUGUUUUUAAACGCCAAGACACUACUAGCUCACGGUGACAAGAUGCACGGGAAAGAUCUCAUCAUUUGUGAUGAAUAUGGUAGAAGCUUUACAUCAACGCAAACACUACAAGAACACAAGAGGAUUCAUACAGCAGUGAAAAAGCACAAAUGUGAAACUUGUGGAGCCCGUUUUCGUCGCGCUGACGUACUCACAAAGCAUAUUCUAACCCACACCGACGAGCGACCAUACCCCUGCCCUAACUGCAAAAAAGUAUUCAAGGCGAAGGCAGACCUGCUCAGGCAUGUGAAGGUUGUCCACACCCAGGCUACGUCGCUCCCACCCCGCACAAAUGUUCCGACUGCGAUGAAGAAUGUCAAACCCCUUCCCAGCGAUGUCACAUCCGCCAAGCGCACACAGGAGUGCGGCCCUUCACCUGCGACAAGUGAGCAAAAGGAUUCGCGGUCAAGUCGGCGCUAAGGCUCGUUCCGGAGAAGAAAGAGAGGUUGCCACCAAGGUUGACAAAGGAUGCGUUUCAUGUAGAAGAGGAAAAAAGACUGAAUCUUUAUUGUAAAAUUUCGAUUUUUGACACUUUCAAAUCAGUUGCUACACAAAAAAAGAGGAAAUCAACAGGGUUUAUUUAUGAUAUUGUACGUUUUUGCACAGAAAGUCUUGCGAAAACGCAUACCUAUGUACGCAUUUAGUCUUAGUCAUUAGUCGUCAAAAUCUGUGUGGUUUUUGUACAUCAACUGCAUAUGUACAUAGUGAAAUGCGCUAAGUUUAGCAAAUCUACGGGUGCUGCUUAGACACACAUGAUUUAUACAUAUGUUUAUAGAGAGUGGAAGAGUUAAA
This is a messenger RNA of Folsomia candida, 1737 nucleotides long. Its product is annotated as zinc finger protein 501. Lineage: Eukaryota; Metazoa; Arthropoda; Collembola; Entomobryomorpha; Isotomidae. The transcript has 5 exons. The coding region runs from base 1 to 1365 and encodes 454 amino acids. The record is from RefSeq and is a predicted model, not a curated record.